AUGUCAGGCAUGUUGUCUGCUACUAGUGUUGACUGGGCUAAUAAAAUAAGAUGUAAUGUUGUUGAUGGCCUGCGACAAAGUUUUCAGGAUGGCAUCUUUACAGACAUUGAAAUUGAGGUCAGUGACAGCGUGUUCCGAUGCCAUAAAGUAUUUCUUUGUGCCAUUUCGGACUAUUUUCUGGCCAUGUUCACAUCAGGCAUGAGAGAAAGUGUGGACAGUCGUGUAACCAUCAAGGAUUUGUCAGGCUCAACUUUCAAGGCAGUGCUGGAUUUCUACUACACUUGUGACAGAUCUGUGGUCAAUGCAGACAGUGCUGAAGACUUGUUGAAAGCUGCUGGCUUGCUACAGAUGAUCACCCUGCAGGACAGCUGUGAGCAGUUCUAUGCUGAAAACCUCAAUACAGACAAUGCAUUGGCUGUUUGGGAUCUGGCCCAGUGCUUGCACUGUGAGGCGCUAGCAGACAAAGCCAAACGCUUCAUCCUUGGAAAUUUCCUUGACAUUUACACAGAACCUGAUUUCUUACAUAUAGACGUAGAGCGCCUCAAUGAACUCCUGGGAGAUGAUGAUCUUCGGGUACCAGAAGAAGACUAUGUUUCAGAUGCUGCAAUAUCAUGGAUAAAACAUGAUAUUAGCAAGAGAACCAAGUAUUUUAAUGAAAUUUGUGUCAAUUUGAGACUUAGGUACUUAUCCGAGGAUUCAUUUAGUAAACUUUUAACAUUUGUUCACAAUGAGUGCCAUAUAACAGACAGUAUUCUGGAAGGGUUCAUGGAAAACAAACGAUACUCCUUUCCUGAGGCUUCCAAUUCUGUAGUUGUGGACACGCCAUUGUCCUCCAGAAAUUAUGAGAAUAUGCUGGUGGUGAUAGGAAUCCACAGAGCAACUGGGAUUUUACCAUCAGUUCAAGCUUAUAGCUUUAAUACUAAGAUGUGGUUCAAACUCAGCUCCUUGCCCUUUGACCCAGGAGUAGGCUAUGCAACAUGUGUUCUCGACAACCAGCUAUACAUGUCAGGCAUUUCGUUGCGUAAAGCUUAUGUCCUGCGCUAUGACCCCUGCACAAACCUGUGGGAUGAAUGUUGUCAGAUGCCAGAGAAGAGACGUUACCAUGAGAUGGUUGUGGCAUGCAACCGUGCCCAUGCUGUGUGUGGCUGGAACAAGCGAGAUGGUGUUUUCACUAGCAUAAUACAGUAUCAUGUUGCCGAGGACACAUGGACCAGCCUGGGGAACUUACGUGUCGGGGUGUACUCAGCUUCAGCUUGUGCUGUGGAGAACACUAUUUAUGUGUUUGGUGGUCGAGCAGAUGACAGCACACGCAAACGUGACAUCCAGGCCUUCAAUGUCAUCACUGGGCAGGCCACCAUCAUCAACCAGUUUCCAUCAGCAGUGACAGAGAGCCGAGCAGUGGCGCUUAACUCCUGCAUGUAUUUGGCUUUGACCAACGGCUCAAUUAUGAGGGUCUUGGAGUCCGGCACACUCUCACGGCACAGCGUCCUGCCUAACUUUGACCGCUUCAACUUUGGUCUGCUGCAGCGGGGAAACAGUAUUUUGGUUGUUGGGGGUGACACCAGGUAUCCUUCAGGUUCAAGCCAGUUUGUGGAUAUUAUUGAAGUCAAUGGACAUGAUGGAAAGGUCAGGAUACUCAAUGACCGGCUCUUUAACAAUGCAAGCGCUGCCGCCUGUAGGAUACUGUUGAUACGGAGAGUUAUCUUGCCUCGCUUAUCUGUUCCUGGCAUUCCUCAUUAA
Molecule: messenger RNA, 1740 nt
Organism: Candidula unifasciata
Lineage: Eukaryota; Metazoa; Mollusca; Gastropoda; Stylommatophora; Geomitridae
Source: the annotation of a GenBank genome assembly